Fonsecaea monophora is the source of this 438-nucleotide messenger RNA. RefSeq names its product 60S ribosomal protein L35. Gene Ontology annotation, cellular component: ribosome; cytosolic large ribosomal subunit. Bases 1 to 438 code for a protein of 145 amino acids. Gene Ontology annotation, biological process: translation; maturation of LSU-rRNA from tricistronic rRNA transcript (SSU-rRNA, 5.8S rRNA, LSU-rRNA). The transcript is spliced from 3 exons. NCBI's taxonomy places the organism in Eukaryota, Fungi, Ascomycota, Eurotiomycetes, Chaetothyriales, Herpotrichiellaceae. The record is from RefSeq and is a predicted model, not a curated record. Gene Ontology annotation, molecular function: mRNA binding; structural constituent of ribosome.
AUGUCGACCAACGCCAAAGUCAAGCCCGGCCAGCUCUGGGGCAAGUCCAAGGACGACCUGAAGAAACAACUCGACGAGCUCAAGACCGAGCUGGGGCAAUUGCGCGUGCAGAAGAUCGCCGGCGGCGCUUCAUCAAAAUUGACAAGAAUUUUUUUACAUGGGCGAGAGGCGAGCACAGUGCUGAUAUCCCCGGGUUUUGAUAGACAUGACCUCCGCAAAUCUAUCGCCCGCGUCCUGACCGUCAUCAACGCAAACCAACGCCACCAGCUUCGCCUGUUCUACGCCAAGAAGAAGUACCUGCCCCUCGACCUGCGACCCAAGUUGACCCGCUCCAUCCGCCGCCGGCUCUCGAAAAAGGACGCCAGCAGGGUCACAGAGAAACAGAAGAAGAGACUGACGCACUUCCCCGCGAGGAAGUAUGCUGUGAAGGCCGAGUAA